Messenger RNA from Salmo salar (Atlantic salmon), 1864 nucleotides. Its product is annotated as butyrophilin-like protein 2. Lineage: Eukaryota; Metazoa; Chordata; Actinopteri; Salmoniformes; Salmonidae. Gene Ontology annotation, biological process: immune response; cell surface receptor signaling pathway; cellular response to lipopolysaccharide. The record is from RefSeq and is a predicted model, not a curated record. Gene Ontology annotation, cellular component: external side of plasma membrane.
UAACUUAACCCCACCCCCACAGCACUCACACAAGAGGAACACACCCUGCUGUGAAAAGGGACAACAUUCUGAUAAACUGCUGUAUGCUACAAUGGCAACAUUAGUAAACUAGAAGAGCAAAAAGGACUUUCCCUGGCUAAAGCCACACCCCCAGAAUGCUUAAGGAAGAGGGGCUGAUUGUCUGUGCUGAGAACAGAUCACAUGCCAACCUCUCCGACUUCACACUCGAUUACGGCUGCUAAGAAAGGCAAAGCAUGACUGCGGACUAUGGAAUGUGUGCGUGUCGCCUGCUUCGGUGUGUCACCUUAUUCCUGCUAUCGAUUCAGUUCAUUCAAAGUGAAGAUGUCACCAUGGUGAUAGGAGAGGUGGGUGGGGCUGUGACCCUCCCCUGUACCUCUGACGUCCAGAGACUCCCAAUCCACCUGUAUGUACAGAGAUAUGACCCAGCCGAGUUCAUUAAUGGCUACCAUAAGACGAGGGACUUACCAUCCCCUCACCCAGAGUAUGCAAACCGUACUCAAGUAGACCACACACAGGGAACAAUGAAGCUGUGGAGUAUACGGCCGUCAGAUGAGGGGCUGUACGAAUGCCACAUCGGAUACCCAACCACGAACGACGACAAGAACAUACAUCUCAAUGUGACAGCCAACUACAGCAUCCCCGAUGUAACAGUGGCCUGUGACAACGGCAUCUGCUUGGUGACAUGUUCCUCCGACAACGGUUACCCUCCUAGGGAUGUUGAGUGGAGCCUGAACCCUCCUCUUAACCAGAGCCACUGGAGAGUAGUGAACAGCAGUGGUUGGGGAAGAGACCCGGUCUCUAUGCUGUUCUCUGUCGUCCGUUCCAUAUCUGUCAACUGCUCCUCCGGACUCCGGCUGAACCUCAGCUGUGCUGUAGGGGCCGCCCUCUCACAGGAACGCACUGUCUGCAGGCCACCUGAUCUCUCUGUUGUCUCUGUGAUCUCUGCUGUCUCUGUGAUCGCUGCUGUUCUGCUGUGCUUCCUGGUUCUGGGAUUUAGCAGCAAGAAAAACAAGGCUCAGACAGCCAGAGGUAAUCAAGGAGGGAAGGGAGCAGCAAGUUCAGAGGAAAAUGUACAGCUGACCUGAAGGAACCCAGAAACUUGAACAUUUGGAAGGCAGAAUGUGUAAGGUUCUACCAUUUGAUAUGAUAAUUACAAAUCUGAACUCAUUGGAUACUGCCUUCUAAUGGGACAUGGUAAAGGGGUUUCUGAGGUGACCUAACCAUUGCGUGGACUUGUUGCUGUUGGAAACUAUGUUAGCUUUCCUCUACACGCUGGAUGGUAAGCUGGAGUUCAGGGGUGUUUUCACGUUGUUGAGGAAGACUGACAAUUGUAUAAAUAUUUAACUAGUAUGUUCAAAUGACUUAGUUCCACAGAAUAACCAAUGAAAACUAGAAGUGCAAUGACUGUCCUCAAUGUGUGCACUAAACCAGGGUAUGUAGGGUAUGUAGUAUCCAAGGCAACAUAUCUAGUAUUUGUAUUGUGUUUGUAUUAGGACUAGAGACAUGCACUGCACUUUAGAGAAGUGUACACUUAUCCAGUGAGCACUUAUCAGGGGUUGACUGUAUUCAACUGACUGAUGAAUACUGGAUGUGAAUACUAGAAGUGAAUACUGGAAGUGAAUACUGGAAGUGAAUGUGUCUGUCCGUAGUAGAUCUUACUUCAGAUCCUAUACCAGCAUCUCCCAGAAGGUCCGAGUCCACCCCACACACAGUUGAAGUGGGAAGUUUACAUACACUUAGGUUGGAAUCAUUAAAUAAAAAUGUUCCACCACUCCAGAAAUGUCUUGUUAACAAACUAUAGUUUUGGCAUGUCGGUUAGUGCAUGCAUGACACAAGUAAGUUU